Molecule: messenger RNA, 561 nt
Organism: Entrophospora sp. SA101
Lineage: Eukaryota; Fungi; Glomeromycota; Glomeromycetes; Entrophosporales; Entrophosporaceae
Source: the annotation of a GenBank genome assembly
AUGAGUCCUGCUGUUUCUGAAUUAGUUAAACUUCUCUUAGAAAAAUCCAAGAGCCUAAACAAAAGGGGAAUGAUGGUUUCGCUCCCACCUAUACCAAUGGAUUUUGAAGGAGACAACGAAGAAUUUGAAGAUAUAUGCAUAAUGCAUAAAAUCGUAGACUCAAUGGCUGAAGAAGUUUCGGAGGCUUCUCAACGAUGGAUGGAUGAUUCUGGGGAACUCAGAGUCAGUCACAAACCUGAUUUUUGGGUGAAGUCUUCGAUUAAUGCUGGUGAUGUGGAAGUAUGUCUUAUGGAGGCUUUGCGUGUUCUUCCGACUGAUAAAAAGAUCUGUGAUGACUGGGAUAAGCUGAUAAAGCUUAUGAAAGACACUCACGUGCAGUUAUUGAGGAAGCUCACUAGAGGAAGAGGUGGGGAAAUGAAGGACCUGGAAGAAGAUUUUAACAGAGUUCCAGUAUUUGGUAUCCAAGUUGCUGCUUUCUACUUUGUUCAGCUUCUUGGAUCAGUACAAAUCCCUAUGAAUCGAGGCCAGUCUUCGCUUGCUGGAUUUGUGAAUGAAUUAUGA